Halichondria panicea is the source of this 1683-nucleotide messenger RNA. RefSeq lists its product as uncharacterized. The transcript is spliced from 4 exons. Lineage: Eukaryota; Metazoa; Porifera; Demospongiae; Suberitida; Halichondriidae. The coding region runs from base 74 to 589 and encodes 171 amino acids. The record is from RefSeq and is a predicted model, not a curated record.
AUUGUUUGUUGUUUUUAGAGUGUCUUUAUCACAAUGCUCAUUCCCUGAAUCCUACCUGCCGACUAAACAGAAAAUGAAUAUCCAUCAAGUUUAUCACCUUUCGUGCAACAAUUACUUGUUUUGCAAUGGUUUGGUGCUUACAGAGGAGGCCGCUGGUAGCACUGAAGCACAGCCAAAUGAGAGGGAGGUGAGUCAGAGUUUGCAGGAAGGUGAAGUGAAGGAGGCAGAGGAUAGACUUGAUCGUAAACAUGAGGAUGUGCAUGUGGGUGCCUCAGUAACAUCUCGAGAAAAAGUUGUACCACUCUAUGAUGUCGCCCGCCCUGGGAAUAUGUCUCAGAAACGCAACACAGCUGACACUGACGAUACACUUCUAUCAGUUCUGGCAGGCAAAGCUACACCCACCACUAGUGAGAACCCUCCACCCCUUUCUCCUCCCAUGAUACAAGGAGAUGAGGGUUUGGACACCAAUGGAGUGCUUACAGAGGAGGCCACUGACAGUACUGCACAAGCAAAAGACGAGCCUACAGAGGAUGGAGGUGACAGCAGUGGAUAUGAGGCAAAGAUUGCUACACAGGUACAUUAUCACUGAAUGAUGAGCGGGCACAGUAAACGCACAUUCAUCAACCUUAAGUACAAGUGCACUAAAGAAUCAGCGUAACACAUAACUGACUUGCAAUCAUGUAUAUCAUCGAACUAAAAAAACAUUUGCAAUGUUAACGUUGCUAGGAUUGCCAGGAAAAGCGCGAAAAAUGAAGAAACAAGAAAUUCGUCGAGUGCAUAACUCCAAUCUGUUACAAAGUCAUUCACAUGUACAAAUGGUUUUUACGCUAUUUAUACAUACAUUUGUGAGAAUAUUUUUGUGACAUAGAUGUUAGCAGAGUUGAGUGCUAGGUGCUAGAACUAGCUAAGCGGCAGAGUCAGCUUAAGAUUUUACAAGGGUUUAACACUAUAACAACGAUAGACAAAAGUAACAACUGACAAAACAGAGAUCACAUAUGCACCAAAAACAAGAGAGACGCGCAGGGCCUCUUUACAACAAAGAAUCUAUUGUUAACACAAAAGGAGGCUCUUGCUCCACAGGAAAUAAUUAACCUACUUAACAUUCCUAACAGAAAUUAUAGCUACAGUACAAUUUAACUAAGUAAACAAUGUACACAUUAGUCAAGUGCACACACAUGCACAUAAUAAUAGACCAUGUUGAUAAUGUUCCCUUGUAGUUUUUUUGUACAAAGAUCAAAGGAAAAACUAUAAUUAUGCUAACAAAUGCCAUAGACUGGAUCUACAACUGUAGUAAACACAGUCUAUUAUUCUGUGGUUGGCAUUUUUGGAACAGUUUGGUAGUUAGAGCACGGCUGGGUAGUUAGGGCUGGGUAGUUAGAGCACGGCUGGGUAAUUAGACGGUUCGGUUGGUAGUCAAAAUAAUAUAUUUAAACCAUAGAAUUUUAUAAUAGCUACAACUGCUCCAUGGUUGCAAUGCGAGUACAGCUAAGUGAUUCUAUGAGCUUCUAGCAAUGCUAUCUUGCCAACAAAGGCUUUAUUCUCGAGUAAAGGCUACUUUUGCUUACCAGUACGUUGAAGGCCAUUGCAGUCUCUCCAGAAUCAGGAAUAGCAAAAUCUUUUCGUAGAAGGUUGCUAUUCUACUUAGUAGUUUGCUCUAUACUAGAGCCGAUAGCUAUUGGUAGC